Gracilinanus agilis (Agile Gracile Mouse Opossum) is the source of this 3487-nucleotide messenger RNA. RefSeq names its product serine/threonine kinase 38 (gene STK38). NCBI's taxonomy places the organism in Eukaryota, Metazoa, Chordata, Mammalia, Didelphimorphia, Didelphidae. Gene Ontology annotation, molecular function: protein serine/threonine kinase activity; ATP binding. The coding region runs from base 98 to 1495 and encodes 465 amino acids. The transcript has 14 exons. Gene Ontology annotation, biological process: peptidyl-serine phosphorylation; intracellular signal transduction. The record is from RefSeq and is a predicted model, not a curated record.
GCAGGCUGGCCGCCGCCGGGGGUCCUGGCCUGAAGACGAAGCCAGCUGGGAGACCGGCGCCAGGGCUCGAUCCUGUGGCCCGGGGGGCUCUGCAGCCAUGGCAAUGACAGGCUCAACACCUUGUUCAUCCAUGAGCAACCAUACAAAGGAACGAGUCACUAUGACAAAAGUGACAUUGGAGAAUUUUUACAGCAACCUUAUUGUACAACAUGAAGAACGGGAAAUGAGACAAAAGAAGCUAGAGAAAGUGAUGGAAGAAGAAGGCUUAAAAGAUGAAGAGAAGCGACUUAGGAGAUCAGCACAUGCUCGGAAGGAAACAGAGUUUCUUCGACUAAAAAGAACAAGGCUUGGACUGGAAGACUUUGAGUCCUUAAAAGUAAUAGGAAGAGGAGCAUUUGGUGAGGUGAGGCUUGUUCAGAAGAAAGAUACAGGCCACGUAUAUGCAAUGAAAAUACUUCGCAAAGCAGAUAUGCUUGAAAAAGAGCAGGUUGGCCACAUUCGUGCGGAGCGUGACAUUCUAGUGGAGGCAGACAGUUUGUGGGUUGUGAAAAUGUUCUAUAGUUUUCAGGAUAAGCUAAACCUCUACCUAAUCAUGGAGUUCCUGCCUGGAGGAGACAUGAUGACCUUAUUGAUGAAAAAAGAUACUUUAACUGAAGAGGAGACUCAGUUCUACAUAGCAGAAACGGUAUUAGCAAUAGACUCAAUUCAUCAACUUGGAUUUAUCCAUAGAGACAUCAAACCAGAUAACCUCCUCUUGGAUAGCAAGGGCCAUGUGAAGCUUUCUGACUUUGGCCUCUGCACAGGACUAAAGAAAGCUCAUAGGACAGAAUUUUAUAGGAACUUGAAUCACAGUCUCCCCAGUGACUUCACUUUCCAGAACAUGAAUUCCAAAAGGAAAGCAGAAACCUGGAAAAGAAAUAGACGCCAGCUAGCCUUCUCCACAGUGGGCACUCCAGAUUACAUUGCUCCUGAAGUCUUUAUGCAAACUGGAUACAAUAAGCUCUGUGAUUGGUGGUCUCUUGGGGUUAUCAUGUAUGAAAUGCUCAUUGGUUACCCUCCUUUCUGUUCUGAGACUCCUCAAGAAACCUACAAGAAAGUGAUGAAUUGGAAAGAAACGCUGACUUUUCCUCCAGAAGUUCCAAUCUCUGAGAAAGCUAAGGAUCUCAUUUUAAGAUUCUGUUGUGAAUGGGAACAUCGAAUUGGAGCCCCUGGAGUUGAAGAAAUUAAGAGUAAUCCUUUUUUUGAAGGAGUUGACUGGGAACAUAUCAGGGAGAGACCAGCUGCAAUAUCGAUUGAGAUAAGAAGCAUUGAUGACACCUCAAACUUUGAUGAAUUUCCUGAAUCUGAUAUUCUUAAACCCACAGUGGCUACAAGUAACCACCCAGAGACGGACUACAAGAACAAAGAUUGGGUCUUCAUCAACUACACUUACAAACGCUUUGAGGGCCUGACGGCACGAGGAGCAAUACCUUCCUAUAUGAAAACAGGAAAAUAGCCAGCAGUGCAGUGGGGUCGUUUGGGGGAACAUGGUUCUGUGCACAGCCCUGGGGUCUUCUUUUCUCACACCCCUGUAAGGGCUAUGAGUUUCUGAGAAUUUUUACAGAACCUGCUCUGUCCUGAUGAACACUGAACCUUCUGAAAUGUGAUAGGUGGGUUUUCUUCUUCUGUGGCAUCUGAAGACCCCAACCAAACAUUUCAACCGCAUCAGCUAUAGACAACUGUCUUGCUUCUGCAGAAGCAGGAUGGGCCAGUUUCACACGUACUCAAAAGUUCUUUAGAAUGAAGAAAAUGCUGUCAGCCAACAUGACUGAGCCUGUAGUUCAUUCUUGUCCAAUCCCAGCCAAGUCCUGUGUUCUUGUGAUGUGUCUUUGCCAGCCCUCCCAGCCAUCCUUCCAUCAUGGCUGAAUAGCCCUACAUUUCCCAGGAAAUCAAGCAAUAACAGAAGUCUUCUUUGGGUGGCCUCCUUCCAAGUGGAGGAUGUGGGUCUGGCUUCUCUGUUGUGUGGAGUGAUGGUAAUAUUUUUCCAGGCCUCCUUAGCUGUCCCUCCCCAAUUGCCACCUUUGAUGCUUUUUUCUCAGUUCUCUUCAUGGCCUCCAUUUGUGAUGAUGCACUUUACUUAUGGUACUAGGAGAAAGACACACUCAGGCCUUGAUGAUUUAUUCUACCAUCUGGCCCCCAAACUAAAAUAUUCAUACUCCAUUCCUGAGUCGUCAAUAAGGGGGUCCCAGCUGGGUCCACCAGGUGACCCAUAAAGCCAUUAUGCAUUGCCAAGGAGUCCUAGAUCAUGGGGGGGGGGGGAAGCCCCAACUUCCUCUUCACUGCUGUGUGUGAAAACCCUCAGGCAGGGAGGCAGGCAGGCUACUGGCUUAUUUGCCAUGCUGCCACUAGGAACCCACUUUCCCUGCCCAGCUGCAAGACUUCAGAUUUGCAAGAGCCACCCUGGGACUCAGCAAAGGGAUACGGUAUUGGCCACUGCCCUCUCUCAGCUGCCCUGCUUGUGCUGACUCCUUUAGACCUUCUGGAAACACGUUAAGGAAGCAGCCUUUUGGAAUGGUGCAGAGAUACCUUUGUCCUUGUUUGUAGCUGUUUCCUCCCUCCUUCCUCUGUAUCUCUCCUUUCCCAACUUUAGGUAGUCUUUUCACUUUGGUACCAUGAUUGAAAAUUAUUUUUCUUUUCAGAUGCCUUUCUAGGAGACCUUUCCUCCCUCAAAAAGGGUCUCGCAUGGAUUGGAUGGAAUGUGUCUAGGAUGCUGGGUAAUGUCUAGAAGCACAUUCAUCCAUAUCUGCUAUGGGGUACUCUCCAGGAGAGACCCCGAAAUUAGCACAAAGUGCCUUCUCUUUUACAGCUGCCACCUCUAGAGGAAUCUUACUUGGUCAGAAAAAUGUGGAGGCUCCAUAUUAAUACAUUAUUUUUUUUACACUUUUGAUAAUUCUUAAAGCAUUAUUUUGCACCUGUUUGGUAAAUUUGCCUGUGCAAGAGGGUCAUGGCUGAGCUACAGCUGGGAGGCUCAUUCUGUCAAUCUUCAAGCUGUUUAGAUCAGUUUUAAAAGGAAAGCGUGUCAAUAUAGCCAUUCUACAAAAGGAAUAUCCCUGCUCUGUUUUGGGAGCAGGAUAUAAUAAUGAUAGCAUAUGAAACUGCUCCAGGUUUAAAAGGAAAAAAAGAAAUAUUUAGGAAAGACUCAACUCCAGAUGGAGAAAACAUGUUUGGCACUAGGCUUCUUAGUUGCUCAGUAAUAGCUCGUUUAGCAGAAAGGGAUUCAAAGGGAUUUUAACAUGUAAAUUUGUAGUCCUUUGUAUUAUAAAGUAGUCACUGUCAUGUCUUGGAUCCAUCUUGUUUUGCAGAAUGGUAAAUGAAGAGAGAAACACAGGGUGUGCUUCCUGUGUGCUGAACAGUAAGGGAAGGGGGGGCGGGUUGUGAUUUGUUUAGGGAGAAGACAUCCACAUUUUAACCAUUCAAAACUUCUGAAUAAACUGUGUGGUAAUUGUAA